Messenger RNA from Daucus carota subsp. sativus, 4448 nucleotides. RefSeq names its product calmodulin-binding transcription activator 3. NCBI's taxonomy places the organism in Eukaryota, Viridiplantae, Streptophyta, Magnoliopsida, Apiales, Apiaceae. The transcript is spliced from 13 exons. Gene Ontology annotation, biological process: regulation of transcription by RNA polymerase II. Gene Ontology annotation, cellular component: nucleus. The record is from RefSeq and is a predicted model, not a curated record. Gene Ontology annotation, molecular function: double-stranded DNA binding; protein binding; transcription coregulator activity. The coding region runs from base 1111 to 4257 and encodes 1048 amino acids.
CUCCCCUCCCCUGCACUCUCUCCCCCGCAAUCUCUCUCUAUGCAUUUCUUACUUCUCUCUUCUAUAUCCCCGCUCCCCCAAUCUCUCUCUGCUAUUAUCUCCCUCGUGCCCUGUCGUUUCCGCUAUCAUGUCCUCUAGUCAUUUUUCACCUUCACUCAUCGCUAUUAACAUUGCAAUUGCCGUCAUCGGUCACGCAAACCCCGCCCCAUCUCUCUCAUCGCAUCUGCCUACAAUAAUCAUACGGUGCAACUGUUUCUACCACUGCUCGCUUGAGUGUUCGUGUUUUGGUUUUCGUUGAUAUCGUCUAAGGUGUUCAUCUUUAGACUCAUGCCUCAUGCCGUCUUGCAUCAUGAUUGUAUUGAAAAAUUUACGCCUUGUUUGUUUUGAAUAAGAUUGAUAGUUUGAUUUUAAAAUUGAAAUUGACUCCUAAGUUGACUCUUAUGGGAGUCUUUAUUUUAUCUUUAUUAGGUUGCAUGGGAUUGUUUACGAGAUUAACUUGGAAAUGAGUAUUAUUAUAUUAUUUUGUUGUUGUUAUUUUUGUGAUAUUAAUAUUGGCCCGGAUAGGAUUAUUUUCACCAUUUGCAACACUUGUAAUUUAUUAUGCAAUUAAAUAUAAUUUUCAACCUAUUCUUUUGCAUAUAUGGUUGCUAGCAGUUGAGAUAUGAUUGCAAAUACGAUCUUCUAUAUAUUCGCAAACUUUUUGAAAAAUGAUAUUUUCAUAAUUUUUAAAAAAAAUUAUGUAUAUAUUUUUAGAUUUAGAUAUUUAUGAAAAAAUCCCAAACAUAUGUUAUCACAUGUUAGAUUUAAAAAACAAUAUUAUUGAAUUAUGCUUAGAUGAAUAUUUAGAUGGCGCAAAUAAUAAUUGCCGUGAUAUUUGAGUGGAAACGAUGAAUGUGUCAGUCGGGAAAAGAAAAGAAAAAGUGAGGAGAAAAGUCAGUGUGGAUUCCAUUUGGGCGGCCUUGUCUUUCUAUGUUUCCACCUUUGUUCAUUGUCAUCCAGGCUCCAUUGUAGAUCAUACAUCAGAAUUCCCCAAUCUCAUCAUCACAUUCAUUUUGCUUCAAGAUCGAUCGCUGCUUUUCUCUGUGUUUAUGACUUUUUUUCUUUAUCUUCAUGGCUGAAACUCGCCGCUUUGGACUUGCUCCUCAAUUAGAUAUUGAGCAAAUACUCUUGGAAGCUCAAAAUCGAUGGCUACGGCCUGCUGAAAUAUGUGAAAUACUUAGAAAUUAUAACAAGUUUCGAAUUUCUCCUGAGCCAGCGCAUAGGCCUCCAAAUGGUUCACUAUUUCUUUUUGACCGUAAAGUUUUAAGGUAUUUUAGAAAAGAUGGACAUAAUUGGAGGAAAAAAAGGGAUGGAAAGACAAUUAAGGAAGCUCAUGAAAGACUCAAGGCUGGAAGUGUUGAUGUUUUGCAUUGUUACUAUGCUCAUGGAGAAAAUAAUGAAAAUUUUCAAAGGCGCAGCUACUGGUUGCUUGAAGAGGAGCUCUCCAACAUAGUUCUUGUCCACUACCGGGAAGUAAAGGGGAACAGGACACACUACAAUCGUACCAGGGGAACUGAAGGAGUUAUUCCCAACUCUCUAGAAGAAGAAAUUUUGCCUGAUACUGAAGUUGACAGCUCUCUAUCUUCCAAGUUUCAGCAAUAUGGUUAUAAUGUGCCCUCACAAACUACUGACACAACAAGCCUGAACAGCACUCAAACCUCAGAAUAUGCAGAUGCUGAGUCAGCAUAUAGUUACCGAUCAGGUUCUGGGCUCCAAUCCUUUCACAAGUUGCAGCAGUCUGACGCAGAAAAGAUGGAUGAUGCACUUUCUGUGCCUUAUUAUUCAGCUCUUUCAAAUGAUUACCAAGGAAGCAUUCAAGCCACUUCACACAUUCAACCCAUACAUCCGUCUAGAGAAUCUGCCCUGAAUAUUGUAACGGGAUGGGGAAAUGAAAAUUCUGCCCAAGAUUGCGGAGAUGCUUUUGGCAAAAUUGAGGAGUUUGGAAAUCAUUUACGUGGCCAAGGAGGGUGGCAGUCUUUUGAAGGUGAAUCUUUGCACCUGCCGAAGUGGUCCAUGGAACAGAAUUUGCAACAGUACCCAAAUUACAAUCAGAAUGCUAUGCUUUAUGAAGGGAACAUUGACUCUUUUGACUUGUUUAAUUACACGGAGUCACAACAUGGUGAGCAGAAUGGACAGUUUGCAGCUGCAGAAGUUGGAAGCUUCAUGAAAACAGAGGUGGAGAACAGUGCGACAGUAGAUGCGAAAGCCAAUCAUUUAGCCUUGAAGCAGCCAUUGGAUGGCCUUAAAAAUCUUGAUAGCUUUGGUCGAUGGAUGAGCAAGGAACUCGGAGAUGUUAAUGAGGCACAAAUUCAAUCUAGCUCUGGGGCUUACUGGGAGGCAGUUGGAAGUGAAGUCGCAGUUGUCGAUUCUAACAUUUCCUCUCAACUGGAGUUCGAAACCUACACAAUGAGCCCCUCUCUUUCCCAAGACCAGCUAUUUAGCAUUAUUGACUUCUCACCAAACUGUGCUUAUUCUGGGACUGAAGUUAAGGUGGUAAUAACUGGAAGGUUCUUAAAGAGUCAUCAAGACGUUGUGAACUGUAAGUGGGCGUGCAUGUUCGGGGAAGCUGAAGUUCCAGCAGAGGUUGUAGCAGAUGGCGUUCUUCAUUGCCAUACACCCCAUCACGAUUCUGGAAGAGUUCCUUUCUAUGUAACAUGUGCCAAUAGGCUGGCUUGCAGUGAAAUACGCGAAUUUGAAUUUAAGGUUUAUAAUCUCAGAGAUGUGGAUGCCGCUGAUUUAAGUAGUGAUAGUUCAAGUGAGGCUCUUCUUCAUAUGCGAUUUACAAAUCUGCUAUCCAUAAGAUGUGCUUACCAUAAUUCAGUUCCGGGUAUCAUGGAUGAUAAUUUGAACUUCAGCAGUAACCUUAACUCAUUAAUAAAGGAUGAGAAUGAGUGGCAACAAAUAUUUAUGCUUACAAGUACAGACGAAUUCUCCUCUGAAACAUUAGCCAACCAAUUUCCAGAGAAAUUACUCAAGGAGAAGUUGCAUGCAUGGCUCCGCGAAAAAGUAGCCGAAGGAGGAAAAGGCCCAAGUGUAGUGGAUGAGGGUGGCCAAGGGGUGCUACACUUUGCAGCUGCUCUUGGUUAUGAUUGGGCUAUAACUCCCACCGUAGCUGCAGGUGUCAAUAUCAAUUUCCGAGAUGUGAAUGGCUGGACUGCACUCCACUGGGCAGCAUAUUUUGGCAGGGAGCAUACAGUGCCUUUCCUCAUCUCUCAAGGGGCAGCUCCUGGAGCAUUAACGGAUCCUUCACCUAAAUAUCCGAGAGGCAGAGAUCCAGCAGAACUUGCUUCUGCCAAUGGGCACAAGGGAAUUGCAGGAUAUAUUGCCGAAUGUGCAUUAAGUUCCCAUCUUUCAUCACUCAACUUAAAGGAUGCAAAUAACUGUGAUGCUGGAGGUGUUCCGAGUCUAAAUGAUGUGCAGGCAGUUGCAGAGAGGACCCCAACCCCAAUCAGUGAUGGGGACUUUCAACAGGGACUUUCCUUGAAGGAUUCGCUAGCUGCUGUCUGUCAUGCUACUCAAGCCGCUGCUCGCAUUCAUCAAGUUUACAGGAUACAGUCAUUCCAGAAGAAGCAGCUAAAAGAAUAUGAUGAUAGUCAGUUCGGAAUGUCAGACGAGCAUGCUCUUUCUCUUCUUGCUGUCAAGUCAAGCAGAGCGGGUCAGCAUGAUGAGCCGGUCCAUGCCGCUGCAACCAGAAUACAGAAUAAGUUCCGUAGUUACAAAGGCAGAAAGGAUUUCUUGAUAUUUCGGCAAAGAGUAGUCAAAAUUCAGGCUCAUGUAAGAGGACACCAAGUGAGGAAGAACUAUAAAAAGAUCAUCUGGUCUGUGGGAAUCCUGGACAAGGUGAUUUUACGCUGGAAAAGGAAAGGAAGAGGUUUGAGUAGUUUCAAGACAGAGACACGUCUUGAGGGCCCCAGCACGCAAGGCACAUCUUCUAAAGAAGACGAUUAUGAUUUCUUGAAAGAAGGCAGAAAGCAGACAGAGGAGAGGUUGCAAAAGGCCCUUGCUAGGGUAAAGUCAAUGGUUCAGUAUCCUGAGGCAAGAGAUCAGUAUCGUAGGUUGCUUAAUGUUGUUUCUGAGAUGAAGGAAACAAAGGCAACAGAUGAUAUGGCAAUGAACAACUCAGAUGAAGCAGCAGUAACAGCAGACUAUUUUGACGAUGAUCUUCUUGAUCUUGAAGCAUUACUGGGCGAUGACACCUUCAUGUUUGCAGAAGCCUGAUUUGAUCAGUCUUAGUUUGCAUUUCUUGUAAAACUUAGAUCUCUCAAAUUCAGUUCAAGGGAUUAGUAGGACUACACAUAUAUAUUAGACUACACUUAUAUUAGAAUUUACCUGUAAUCGUUUGUAAAUCCCAUCUACCUGAUUUAACCAUGUAUGUUUAAUGUUUUUCAGUAAUAGAAUUUAUUUGAAGA